Molecule: messenger RNA, 4790 nt
Organism: Brassica rapa (field mustard)
Lineage: Eukaryota; Viridiplantae; Streptophyta; Magnoliopsida; Brassicales; Brassicaceae
Product: protein RADIALIS-like 4
Molecular function (GO): DNA-binding transcription factor activity
Source: RefSeq, a predicted model, not a curated record
GUGAGAUGCUAAAGAUCAUAUUUUCCGAUUAUAAUGUAAGUUCACCCAUCUAAAUAGCUCCAUUAUAGUGCCAUGUAGAAUCUACAUAUUAAACAGUUUGUUUUUAUUAAGCCCUUUUAAAAAAAACAAUUCGUUUUUAUUCAACAAAGUGUUUUCCAGACAACAGUUUAGGUUUUCAUUUAAAAAGGUUUGUUAAAACAGUAGAAACGUUAUGUUAUCAUUCUUGCAGUAUUUUUCUUAGGCGUUUCUCUAUUAAGUAUAUCUCAUUUGCACACAUAAGCUGAGAAGCUUAUAAAUCGUUGUAAGCAUAACACAUAUCUAUCUAAACGUACGUAUACAUGAAUACCCAUGCUAUUUCAGUUAUCUAUCAUCAGUUAUAUUCCUAACACACUUGACACUACAACUAUAUAAUACUUUAAUAUAUUAAUAACUUUAUAAUUUUACAAUAAGCCUCUCACAUUUACCGAAAUCCAUUUGUUAAGGUUUGAUUAAGUUGUUUACAUUAUAAAUUCAAUUCUUUAGCCUCAUUUAAAAAAAUAGUGCAUAAUAUAUGUAGAAAAAUAUAAUAAUCUAACACAAUUAAGCUUAAAAAUUAUAUAACCUUAAUUAAAUUAUUAACUACCAGAAUUUUUUUAAAAACAAAUGCAAACCCGCGCUUUUAAAAGUGCAUGUCAAAAUUUAGUAUAAUGUCAUAUAUGAGUUCAGCCCAACUAAUAAAUAUUUUAAACGAGAAGUUAGGUGUUUCCAUGUUUUCAUUGUAUUGCUUGUUGUGUGGUUUCAGCUUUAGAUUCAUGGCCUCUUAGCUAUGGGUUAGAAUAUGGUCUAUAAUUCUUUCAAACUAUAAAGUGUUUCUAGAUAUCAUAAACGUUGAAUUUAUAAACCCGAAGGCUAACUUCAUUCUCUAUGUUUUAUUUUAUGUUGUACUGAUAUAAAUGUUUUUUUUUUUACUAAAAACUGAUAUAAAUGUAUGUUAACUUCUUUUAUUUCCAGUUAAGUAAGAGCAAAAUACAGAGAACUUGGAAAAACUAAAAAACAAAAUAUCUGAUUUUAACUUUUAAGUUUUAACCAUAUAAACUAUUGCAGGGUGAUUGUUAUAGAAAUUUAACAUUUUAGGAAAAUUUCUCUAUUAAAUUAUAAAAAUAGAACACAUCAUUUAAAAAAAAUAACAAUAAAUUUGCACGUGAGUAACAUUAGAUUCCUAUAAAGCACAUGCGAAAUUAACAUUCUCCUUAUAAAAUUUAAUUCACUUAUAUUUUUUUUAUAAAUGAAUCUUAUGAAAUAAUCUUUUUACAUUUGUUGGUUUCACGUUUUAAUUUUUUUUUGACAUCUGGAAAUUUUAUUUAUUGGUCAGAGCCCAAAUAGGCAAAGCCCUACACAGUUCAAACCUAAGGCCCAAACAGAAAGCUUUAACUUAAAAUAAAUAAAACUGUGUAAAAGAGUAGUUAUGAAAAAAAGACUGUGUAAAAGGAUAACUGAAACAUAUUUUGGUUUUUUAGCUCUUACUUGGAGAAUAGAAAAGUAUCUUUCGACUCUGGAAGUGCAUAGAAAAGUAAGUCUUCAUAAAAAUAUAGAAAACAGUAAAAAUAAAAACGCUAGAGAGAGGGUCGAACCUCUGACCUGUUAACCACACGCUCUAACCAACUGAGCUACUCCAGCUCGAUGAUUACCAAAUUGUAUGUUAUAUAAUAAUAUUCUCCGUAUAUGUGAAAAAUAAAGACAAAUAAGAUCAUGAACAAGAUCUUGUCGUUUCGGGUUCUUCCGUAAAUGAAUCAAGUGAAAUUCGAUGAAUAAUACAGAAAGACAACAAAUGACAGUACACCACCAAGGCACCAACCACUGAAUAUUUUAGAAAUAAAUUCAUAACAUGACUUGUUGUAUAAUGAAAAAAAAAUGGGUUUGAAGAUAAGUGACUGGAAGGUAGAAGACCAUUGCUUGAUCAUUGUUGGUUAAUUUCCCCAUCAAACUCUUAAAACAUCUUCAAUAUUAUUAUUUUAUAAAACUUGCCCGCUUUAUUGGUUACUUUCUCUCAUGAGAGAGUAACCUUUUGCCUGCUUUAAAGAGAUCAGUAUGGUGCAAAGUUUUUCUAUGUUCGAAUCAUCAAAUAUUCAGGUUGAUUGGAUCCGAGCUCAAAGAUUUGAUUUUUUUCCUCGUGUUUUUGAAGGUGGUUGUCUGAAGAGUGUUUGGAACUAAUUGUCUAGUAUUUCCUGCUCUGAUGAUUUUAAAGAUAGAUCCGAUCAUCUUAUCUGGCAAUAAAAAAAUGUUUUAGCAUAUUUUGAGUCCAAAGCCUGUGUUUUGAAGAUUUCUAGAGUCGGUAAGAUUUAGCUUAGGCAAUGUUCGCUCGAUGACAGUCAUUACUGGUUAAAUCAGUGAUCGUUGACAGCCACAUAUCAAUAUCACAAUUUUUCAUGAAGAAGACCAAAUCUUUGUGCUCGAUUUAUACCUAUUAUAUAAGAGAAUGAUAUUUUCUUUAACGCUGAUUUAUUAUGAUAUUACAGUUACGAAAUAUAUUACUUAGACAAUUCAACAAUACUAAUCACUUGUUUUUUCAGUAGUCAGCAUAAUUGUUUAAUAAAUUGUUUCUCCAAAAAUUGAAACAUGAAUUUAUUGAUGUAAAAACAUUAAUAAAUCAUGAGUCAAACUACUGGACUAAAGAGACUUCCACAAGACUGUUAUUCUAUAUUUCAGUAAUACUUAGUUUUCGUAUCAUUUCUGGAUCAUUUAAACACUUAAUAAUACCCGUUAUUAGAUAUAAGAUUCAUAUUCAGUGACAAAAAAAAAUUAAGACGCAUAUAUUUAAUGUUAGAACCAUAAAGGAAGACCAUCUAGACAAUAACCUCUCAGUAGUUGAAGAAUCUGAGAAUUGAAUAAUGUUUUAAACAAAAGAACACAACAAGCGUAGGAAAGGCGCAGAAGAUCUCUCAAAGAUGAGAUCCCAAGAUUAGGAAUUUGUCCGAUUCUCUAACCCAUGUUCAAAGGAGGAAAAAGAAGACAGGAACACCUGAAUAUUCCUAAAUAUGUUUCGCUAUUCCGUUUCUCAUUUCAUUAAAAAAUUGUGCAACAACAAGAUCGCAAGAAAUAAAAGAGCUAGCGUAAGGAAAGCUAUUUUAGAAGAGGAUGCAACAAAAAAAUAAUUAAUUUUGAUGAGGAAAACAUCUUGACAUUUUGAUAUUUUUGAAUGAAUGGGCCUAAUAUAAGAAUGUUAUUCGUGGCACCCACGGUUUUAGAGGUUUAAAAUCUCUGAUUGAUUAUGCCAAAGGACAAAAUCUUAGUAGUAGUACUGUGUGUUGUCUGAGAUUUGUUUUAUUGUCUAAUGAUUGGAAUCAUGUUCUGACGUACACCUACACAGACUAGCUAAAGCAUCGGACAUAAAUAGGGUUUAAUAUAUAUUCAUGAAAAGAUGUUCCUUUUUUAAUAGUGCUCAAUAUAAACCAGUUAUUGUAAGGUUACCUGACGUUGCUCAAGAAGCUUGAGACCAAUAAUGGCAAUAUUCGCUUCUUUUCACAGUCCUUGCGAUGGAAGGGAAAUAAAUAAAAGCUUAAUCAGAUAAAAGACAUCAUCUAACCGUUAAGCCAAUAAUAGCUACAAAAAGGAACUCUAAUAGAUAUUAUUAUAAAAAUCACACAAGAUGGAAAUUGCAAGAAAUAUUAACACAAGCGUAACAGUCACAUGCUUUUGAUGAGAUAAUUAUCAGCUAAAUACAUUUCUUAGUUUGUGGUGUAUCUAUACACAAUCAAUUAUAUUUAAGCAUAGAGAUAAUUGUAUUUAAGAGUAGGAGAUAUGUCAUUACAUAUAAAUGAGUUGUUGUAAGGAUAUAACACAAAUGUAACACAAAAUGUAAUUUGAUCUUAAUGUUCUUAUCACUUUUGAGGGCUUUUGAGUAGUAUCGGCUCUAGUGCUCGUAGUAAUUAUAAGAUCAAAAAUGCUGAAAGAGGGAAGGGAGGGUUCAAUAGUAUUUUUGGUUUACUGUAAAGAUGCGCGCUAUCUAGAAAAGGAAGCAUCCUAAUUUUCUAUAGCAAUGGUUAAAGAAUCUCUAAGUUUCACUAACUAGAGACUAUACUCUGAUGAUCAUCAUCAUCAUAGAUCUAUGUGGUUGCUUAAAGAAUAUUGGUCUAUUGGGUCACUCAAAAUCUCUCAUAUUUAAAACAUAUAUUCCUCCAACUGGCUUAUAUGCUUUUUUCUCCUAUAUAUAAGGAGCUUCAAACUCUUCCACUAAAUGCAAAUCAACAUUUUCAUCGUUAAUACAAACCAGCUUCUCUAACGUCCCUCUUUUGUUAUUCUACAUUUUCACACUAAUGGCUUCCAACUCAAUUAUCAGCACUUCCCGGAGCUCUACCUCGUCAUGGACAGCGAAACAGGACAAACAGUUCGAAAUGGCUUUGGCUAAGUUCGAGAAGGACACUCCUGACCGAUGGCAAAAUGUGGCAAGAGUAGUUGGUGGAAAAUCAGCUGAAGAGGUAAAAAGACGCUAUGAAUUGCUCGUUAGAGAUGUUAAUGACAUUGAAUCAGGACGUCACGACCCACAACCUAGGUACCGUAACACUAAUUGAAGCCAUUGAGAUUCUUUGUGAGCUCCGAAAAAAAUAACUAUGUGCCUUUAAACUCUAUUGAGAUGGAGACAUUAAGAGCAUAUAUAAGUAAAAGUGUUUGAUUACAUGCUAUUAUUGCUUAUAUUCUAUUAGCUUUUAUUUAUUUCUGUUUGGUUUCCAACUUUGUAAUAAUCAUUUCUCAAUUCCAUCCUAAUGUAAUCCAAUCGAUUUAAGUUCUCAUAUAGUAAUAAUAUUCUGAUCAAA